ACCGGGCGGCGCCGCGGAGCGCGGUCGGGCGGGCUGGACGCGGGGUAACGGGGCGUGCCGAAUUGCCCGGGGGCGCGGUCACCCGGCCUUGUCCCCGCCCGGUCCUCCGGGCCGCGAGGCGGGGCUGUUCCCGCGGCGCUCCGGGGCGGGAGCACGUGGGUCCCGGUGCCGGCCUAGGGUGCCCGCUCCAUGUUCGCGGAGCAGGGCUGGAGCGAUGCAGCGGAGCCGCUGCCCCGCGGCGCCCCGGAGGGCCCGGGCCGAGCGCAGCCCCGGAAGAGACGGCUGCCCGGGACCGCUCGGGACGGCGAGGCGGCGCGGACGGCCCCGGAAGCGGAAGAAGGCCGGCGGGGCGCGGGCCGCGGCCGGGGAGCUCCCGGCCGGUCCCGACGGGCCCCGGGAGGCUGGGCAGCGGCCGGACACAGGCGGCCCGGCGGAGCAGUCCGGGAAGCCGGCGGGACUGAGCCGGCGGCAGCGGCGGAACCGGCAGAAGCGGCAGCAGGAGCCGCCGGCGGGGUCGGACGGGGAGCGGGGCUCCGGGCCGGGCCCCCCGGAGCCGCCGAGCCCCGCGGAGGCUGCCCCGGAGCCCCGCUCGGGCCGCUCGGCCGCGCUGCGCGCGCGGAUGGAGGAGCGGCUGCUCGGCGCCCGGUUCCGCUACCUGAACCAGCAGCUCUACACCGGCACCAGCCGCGACGCCGCGCGCCUCUUCCGCGCCGACCCCGCCGCCUUCCACCUCUACCACCGGGGCUUCGAGCGGCAGGUGCGGCGCUGGCCCGAGCGCCCGGUGCAGCGCAUCGUGCGCUACCUGCGCCGCCGCCCCGCGUCACUCGUGGUGGCGGAUUUCGGCUGCGGGGACUGCACGCUGGCCGCCAGCGUCAAGAACCAGGUGCACUGCUUCGACCUGGUGCCGCUGAGCCCGCGGGUCACCGUCUGCGACAUGGCCAAGGUGCCGCUGGCGGCUGAGUCGGUGGACGUGGCCGUGUUCUGCCUGGCGCUGAUGGGCACCAACCUGCAGGAGAUCCUGGGAGAGGCCAACCGGGUGCUCAAGCUCGGGGGGACCCUGCUGGUGGCCGAGGUGGCCAGCCGCUUCGAGGACAUCCGUGCCUUCCUGAAGGCCAUGGCGCAGCUGGGCUUCAAGACCGUCUCCAAGGACCUCUCCAGCUCCUAUUUCUACGUGUUGGAGUUCGCCAAGGCGGGCGCGGCGCGGCCGGGCCCCGCUGCCGGGCUGCGCCUGCGGCCGUGUCUGUACAAGCGCCGGUGACCGGGACGGGGCGGGGCCGGGGGCGGGGCCACGGCGGCUGGCUCCGCCCCCGCGCGCGAGCACCAAUAAAGCCGCUGCUUCCUCA
Messenger RNA from Passer montanus (Eurasian tree sparrow), 1343 nucleotides. RefSeq names its product ribosomal RNA processing 8 (gene RRP8). Lineage: Eukaryota; Metazoa; Chordata; Aves; Passeriformes; Passeridae. The record is from RefSeq and is a predicted model, not a curated record. Gene Ontology annotation, cellular component: rDNA heterochromatin; chromatin silencing complex; nucleolus. Gene Ontology annotation, biological process: regulation of transcription by glucose; rDNA heterochromatin formation; cellular response to glucose starvation. Gene Ontology annotation, molecular function: methyltransferase activity.